Salvia splendens (bonfire salvia) is the source of this 874-nucleotide messenger RNA. RefSeq names its product auxin-responsive protein SAUR32-like. Lineage: Eukaryota; Viridiplantae; Streptophyta; Magnoliopsida; Lamiales; Lamiaceae. The coding region runs from base 393 to 731 and encodes 112 amino acids. Gene Ontology annotation, biological process: response to auxin. The transcript has a single exon. The record is from RefSeq and is a predicted model, not a curated record.
AAUAGUUGAGAUAUGAAUUAAUUAAGGGAAACCUCUGAAAAAAUAAGCAUAAAUAAUUAUGGUAGUGUGACGCCAAAUCCGCGUGGAAGCAGAGUCAUGAAUCAUCCUACUACCGCCAUUCCUUGAUCGAAGUCGAAACCCCACUCAGUAAGAAAUCGUGUAUAAAUACACCUCCCAUAUUCAUAUUCUUCAAUAUUCAUCUAUCAAUUUUCACAACCUCUCUAUGCGCUUCACUCCUUUAUCAUGACCCGCAACAUCCCCAAUUCCCUCACCGAUUCCGCUCAAACGCGUUUCAAACUCGCCAUCUCUGCCUCCGAUCCUUGGCCCUUUUCUUUUUGAUUCUCCUCCCAAUUUUUAAUUUCUACUUCCAAUUGUGCAUAGUAAUUAAGAAGAUGGGAAGCGGCGGCCACCACCUGAUCAAUUUCCAUCUCCACCACGGCGGGCGGCGGGGAAUCCCCAAGGGAUGCGUGGCGAUUACGGUGGGCCAGGGCGCGGAGCAGCAGCGCUUCGUUAUUCCGGUCAUCUACGUCAACCACCCGCUCUUCACGGAGCUGCUCAAGGAGGCGGAGGAGGAGUACGGCUUCGAUCAGAAAGGUCCGAUCAAUAUCCCCUGUCACGUCGAGGAGUUUCGUCAGAUUCAAGGCUUGAUUGAUCAGGACGCGACGUCGCACCACCACAUCCACCACCACCACCACGCGCAUCACCACCAGUUCUUGUGCUUCAGAGCUUGAUAUGAAUUAAUUGUGAUUCUUCCUUUAGUUGCCCUUAUUGACUUAAUUAGGGUUUCGUUUCAUCCUUAGAUAGGGAUUGAAAUUUGAAGGUGUGUGCUUAUUACUGAUUUUUUAAUCAAACCAGGAUUCGUGAUUCCUGUUAA